CUGACGUAACCACUCCAAAGAAAUAUACCGAACACCUAAAUAAGCCACCUAUGCUCUCUGAACAGGAUCUCAGCCUUUUGGAGCUUCAUAGGAUAAACAAAGCAAUUGAGACAGUCAAGUGUGAGGUUGAGCAAGAGCAAAAGAAACUGUCCCACUACAAGACCCUACAUGAAAAAGGGGAUACAGAUCCAUACUCUGCCACAGCAACAUCAGUAGAAUUGAAGAAAGCACAUGACUGUGGCAACAAAAAUAAUGCAACAUGCCCCAGUCGCACACACAAAUUGGAGGGAGCUUCAGCCUACUUGGUCACCAGUAGUAAAUAUGUGGUGGAUAAAUCUAGACCAGCAACUGAUUUGGAAUAUGAUCCAUUGUCCAACUAUUCUGCGGAUCUGGGGAACAACAAUGCAAAGCAGUGUGAAGAUCCAAAGAGAGGGAUAAAGAGAACCAUGGAGGAUACGUAUGGACGAAAGUCAGAACCACCUAAUAAAGUAACAAGGGAUUGCAUGGCAUGGCAGGAUGACCUUGAGGUCGAGGGAUCUGAUGAGGAAUGUGACCUUGUCAUUGAUAUUCCACCUUUGGUAACUCAUUUCAAGAAACCCAGAGCCUCUAGGAGAUGGAAGAAUAAUGAAAACCAGCUUGAGGAAUCAGAUGUAGUUGCCAAAAAUCUUCUGCAAAAAACACCUGAUGCAACAUCAGCACUUGUGGAAAUGGAGACAACGGAUACAGUUGAUCCUGUCGAGUGCCUCCCAGUGAUCUCUGGGGAAGAGGGUGAGGGAGUGCUUGGAGAUCACAGUGCAAGUUCUGCUGUAGGCCUUAACCAGGGCAGUGAAUGUAAAGGAGAAUUGAGUGAAGUAAAGAAGGAAGGAGGUGUUACAUAUUUAACUGGAAGCAAAAAGGUUAUAUUUUUAGAGAGAUCCAAGAGUGAAAUGGAACAAGUCCCUGUUGCUGCCUCAAAACCAUUUGAACCUCUGCGAGUUCCUGUAAGAUGCCCUACAUUGGACCAUGCCAAGGUUGGCACGAAAUUGCUACAAGAACAAACUGAUCUAUCCAUGCUACCAAAGGAAAAGUUUAAAAAUAAAGCUGAUCCAGGAAUGGGAGAGCAAUUGAUUAAAAAGAAAGACCAGCAGAAAAUGGACAGACUCUGCACCAAAGAUAUGAACCAGUGUCUGCCUUCUCAACAAAAGUCCAAUGUACUUCCACAGGCAGCACCUUUUGUGGGGGUGACUGUGUCACCAGUGCAACCUAAAAACCAAGACCAGCAAAAAUCCACUUCAAAAAACAUGACCCAAUGUCUGCCUUCUCAACAAAAAACAACCACACUGGGUGUACCAAAACCAGAUCCCCUUCAAGGAGAAUUUGACUUUGCUGUGAAGACUGCAUCUCCUCUGCGACCUAAAAAUCAAGAUCAGCAUACAGCUGAGCAAAAGUCCAGUAAAAAACACGUGGCUCACAGUUCACCAUCUCCACAAGAGCCAACCGUUCCAGAUGUGCCAAAGACAGCAAUGGUUUGUGACGUUGCUGUAAAUCCAUCUUUGGGGCAAUCCCAGAAUCAAGAUCAGAUCGUUAUGGUGGAAUCUUCAUCUGAAUCGGAUAGUUCAGAUAUGGAAAUGUGUCUAUCUGACAAUGACCAAAUGGAAGAAUGUUACCGGAUUUUUAUGGAAGCCAAUGAGAUCAAACCAGAAGAAAAGGAAAGGAGCAGCAGACCAGUGCAGGAAUGUAUUGAAAUAGACAGACCAGACAUGGAGAAAAAACAAAGUCUCCUCCCAGGACAGAAGAAGAGAGUUGCACAUGUGUCUAAGCAUAAUGUAAGGUCAAGCAGACAGCAUGUCCUAGUGCCAUUCAGGGAGCCAACUUCACAGCUUGCAAAUCCCACUCGAAUCCAGCAGUUGCAGCAGCAGGCUUCUAUAUUAACUGCUGCUGUCAAAGGUGGCCAGGCUUUUGUUGCUGCCACUACUGUGCCGAAGAAAACCACUGUGAUAGCCCCUGCUGCUCCAGCAUUUCCCAGCACUGCGCAAACUGUACCAGUUGGUGGAAUGGCAGUUUCUUCACAGAGCUCGAAUGUACAGUUGAUUUUACCAGAGGGGACUAUAAUUGGGGCUGCAGCAAUAGCUCCAGCCACAUCUGCACAACAGCGGACAACUUAUACUCCUGCCAAGGCAAUAGCCAGUCGCAGAAAAACAAAUUUGGUUGUAGAACCCAGCUCAAAAGUUGCACAUGAUGUGAGGCAGCGUUACGUCAACAUGUUUGUUGAAGAAUUUUUGAAAACAUCCUUCACUGUACAGGAGGCAUUUGAAAAGGCGUUGGCUGAAGAAAAGGCCGUAUUUGAGCGCAGUACCAACAAGAUAAAGUACCUGAGUAUAGCUGUAAACUCUCUUAAGAGGCUGAAGAACCAGUGCAGCCCUUCUAACAGCACAGACUCCAGUUUGCAGAGUUCAAGAGGUCACACCUCUGGUGGUGGAACAUUGCAGGCUGAAAAGACGAACGAUUCAGCUGGGGCUGCAUUCUAUGAGCAGCUGAAGGAAUACAUUAUGACUGAUGAGAUGUUAAAAGUGAAUGGCUUCCCUCUUCAGCAUCCUGAUAAACCAGCAGCUGCUUUGUUCUUUGGUGAUGUCUCUAAGAAAAGCACCGCAGGCUCAUUGAAGAGGAUCUGUUGUCGAUGUGGAGCAACAUAUUCUGUGACGUCGUCGGGGAAACAUGUUCGGAAGGAGGAGUGCAACUACCACUCUGGGAAAGUGCUGAAGAAAAAAGUUCCUGGUGGCUUAGAUACUCGCUAUAGUUGUUGUGAAGGUGCAGUAGGAACACCUGGAUGUCAAGUUUUCCAGCUUCAUGUACAUGAUGGCUGUAAAGAGAACCUUGAAGGUUUUGUAAAGACAUUUUCAAAGUCCUUCCUCAGUAAUGGGAACGCUGGUGUGUUUGCUUUGGCCUGUCAGAUGUGCUAUACUACUCAAGGUCUGGAACUCGCAAGGGUUACUGUGGUAAACCCCAGUCUACAGGUUGUCUACGACACUUUUGUUAAACCAGACAAUGAAGUUAUUGAUUAUAACACCAGGUUCUCGGGAGUCACUGAAGAUGACCUGAAACGGACAAACCCCUCAAUCCGUGAUGUUCAGGCAGUGCUGCUUAACCUGUUCAGUGCUGAAACUAUUUUAAUCGGUCACUGCUUUGAAAAUGAUCUGUUUGCACUUAAGCUCUUUCACAACACUGUCAUUGACACGUCUAUUGUUUUUCCGCACCGUUUGGGUUUGCCAAACAAGCGAACACUUAGGAAGUUAAUGGCGGACUAUUUGAGGCGGAUUAUUCAAGAGAACGUGGGCGGUCAUGACUCCAGUGAAGAUGCUGCUGCUUGUAUGGAGCUAAUGCUGUGGAAAGUAAAGGAGGAUGCCAAAGUGAAAAGAUGGUGAUUUCUACCACCCUUGAGGGGUGGCAAAGAACACUACCAAGAUGUAUUAUGCAGUAAUUUCUGCUUCUGGAUGUUUUGUACUUGUAACUUAAAGUAUUUCUUCUCCCAUCAUCAUGUUCUGUUUUUGGUCAGUAUUGUUAAACAAACCAUUGUCAUUUUGUUAAUUGUUUGUGUUGUAUAAUGUAUUUCUUUACUGUUCAAUAUUGUACAUGGAUUAGUG
Messenger RNA from Polyodon spathula (Mississippi paddlefish), 3620 nucleotides. RefSeq lists its product as uncharacterized. Gene Ontology annotation, molecular function: nucleic acid binding; exonuclease activity. The transcript is spliced from 15 exons. NCBI's taxonomy places the organism in Eukaryota, Metazoa, Chordata, Actinopteri, Acipenseriformes, Polyodontidae. The coding region runs from base 51 to 3401 and encodes 1116 amino acids. Gene Ontology annotation, cellular component: nucleus. The record is from RefSeq and is a predicted model, not a curated record.